Molecule: messenger RNA, 974 nt
Organism: Megalopta genalis
Lineage: Eukaryota; Metazoa; Arthropoda; Insecta; Hymenoptera; Halictidae
Gene: RpS2
Product: ribosomal protein S2
Biological process (GO): translation
Cellular component (GO): ribosome; cytosolic small ribosomal subunit
Molecular function (GO): RNA binding; structural constituent of ribosome
Source: RefSeq, a predicted model, not a curated record
UUAUGUUACGACUAAUCGAUACAGUCGACGCUGUUGCAUACUCGAUAUCUCGAAGAUCGCUCAGUCUUUCUUCCGCAACCACAUCUAGAAGAAAGAAAUAAUAAUGGCGGACGCUGCUCCAGCCGCGCGUGGAGGAUUCCGUGGAGGCUUUGGCUCUCGUGGAGGUGGCGGUGAUCGUGGUGGUUCAAGAGGUAGAGGCCGCGGAGGCAGAGGAAGAGGUCGUGGUCGUGGACGUGGCAAAGAAGACAGCAAAGAAUGGGUUCCAGUGACCAAGCUUGGCCGCCUGGUCAGGGAUGGAAAAAUCGAAUCCUUGGAACAUAUCUAUCUUUUCUCGUUGCCAAUCAAAGAAUACGAAAUCAUUGACAAAUUCCUCGGAGUUGAUUUAAAAGACGAAGUCUUAAAAAUCAUGCCUGUACAGAAGCAGACUAGAGCAGGUCAACGCACCCGUUUCAAGGCAUUUGUGGCCAUUGGUGACUACAAGGGUCACAUUGGUCUAGGCGUAAAAUGCUCUAAAGAAGUAGCUACUGCCAUCCGUGGUGCUAUCAUCUUGGCCAAGCUCUCCGUUGUGCCAGUACGUCGUGGUUACUGGGGUAACAAAAUUGGCGACCCUCAUACUGUACCUUGCAAAGUCACUGGUAAAUGUGGAUCGGUUCAAGUACGUUUGAUCCCUGCACCCAGAGGUACAGGUAUUGUCUCUGCACCUGUGCCAAAGAAACUGCUUCAAAUGGCUGGCAUCGAGGAUUGUUACACGUCCGCAAGGGGAUCAACAUGUACUCUUGGUAAUUUUGCCAAGGCUACUUACGCAGCUAUUGCAAAGACCUAUGCAUACCUCACACCAGAUCUCUGGCACAACCAGGCAUUAAAGAAAGCACCUUACCAGGAAUUCGCUGAAUUUCUAUUCAAAAACCAUAAAGGUGUUGGAGGACAAAGACCUGCUGAAGUUGUUUAAACAAUAAACCUCCAUGCAAAAAGAA